UUUUCCCGUUUCUCGCGGGCAAGAUGGCGGCGUCCAGGGGGCUGCGGUUGCUGCGCGAUGGCUGGCCGCGGCGGUGGCUCCACGCGGGCCCCUCGGCGGCGCCGCCGGUGCCGAAUCCUCUCCCUGACGCCGCCGCCCCGUCGCUUUACCCUCCGGUGGUGGCGUCGCUGACGGCGAAGAGCAAGGCGGCCAAGCAGCGCCGCCGGGAGCGCUUCUACCAGGAGAUCCACGACGCGCCCUCGGUGGAGGAGAAGCUGCGCAUCUACGGGAAGCGGCAGCGGCGCAAGUACGUGGUCUACCCGCAGACGUGGGCCGUCAACGCGGACCGCUGGUACCAGGACUACACCAAGACCGUCUUCGUGCCGGGGCUGCCCGCCCCCGUGGCGGCAGGAGCAGCAGAAGGGGAAGGAGGUGGCUGGGACCUGGCCGAGCUGCGCUCCGCGGUGUGCGACGCGCUGCUCCAGGAGCACUUCUACCAGCGCAAGCGGCGCCCCUUUCUCUUCCGCGCCAUCGAGCAGGGGCCGUCGCCUUUCCUCACGCAGCUGGCGCUCAGCCUGACGGCCCGACUGGCCAGCGCCAACCCGGUGCUCGGCUCCUCCUCGGCCCUGGACCUCAAACCAGAAGUAAAUUUCUAUUGGCUGCGUGGUGAGACGGUGGUUCCUCGUGGACAUCGAAAGGGUAGAAUUGACCCACUGAGAUUUCAGAUUGAUGAUAAACCUCACUGUCAGAUUCGUAUACGAAAACAGCUUUCAGAGUUUGUGCCCCUGGACUAUGUGGCUCCUGGAGAUAUUCCUGUUAUUAAUGUCUUGCCUGACAAGCUUCCAAUGUUCAAACGACAGUAUGAUAAUAAAAUAUUUAUAGGAUCAAAUGUAGCAGAUCCAUGUGCCUAUGGGCAUACGCAGUUUCAUUUAAUUCCCGACAGGCUGAAAAGGGACAGGCUUAUAAAAAUGAAUCUCUUCGAUCAGGUUGAAGUUCCUUGCCGUGCUAAUGCAAUUGCAAGUCUUUUUGCUUGGACUGGAGCACAAGCAAUGUACCAAGGAUUCUGGAGUGAAGCAGAUGUGACCCGGCCUUUUGUAUCGCAGGCUGUGAUUACCGACGGAAGAUACUUCAGCUUCUUUUGUUACCAGUUGAAUACCUUGGCUCUAUCUGCUGAUUCUGAUAAAAAUAACCCAAGAAAGAAUAUUUGCUGGGGAACUGAAAGUAGGCCGCUGUACGAAGCAAUCGAAGAAAACAAUGUGAAAGGAUUUAAUGAUGAAAUUCUAGUUCAACUGGUUAAAUUUCUCUUAAACAGACCAAAGGAAGUAUAACAUGAAAUUCAGGUACAUCUGAAUCCUCUCAAGAUACUCCAAUGCCUAAAGUGAAAUUUUGUCUGGACUUUCAAAAGUGCAAUCAAUCUAAGCACUAUUCCUAUGUUUGGCUCUUUGGAUCAAUGAGCUGUACAAGAGCAAUGCUGGUGCUCUUAAGUGCUUUGGCUGAUUUAGUUGUAUGGCAAUAAACACAUUUACGUUGCUAUUUAAAUGAAAUAGCAAGACCGACA
Molecule: messenger RNA, 1537 nt
Organism: Podarcis muralis (Common wall lizard)
Lineage: Eukaryota; Metazoa; Chordata; Lepidosauria; Squamata; Lacertidae
Gene: MRPS30
Product: mitochondrial ribosomal protein S30
Biological process (GO): translation
Cellular component (GO): mitochondrion; ribosome; mitochondrial large ribosomal subunit
Molecular function (GO): structural constituent of ribosome
Source: RefSeq, a predicted model, not a curated record